UGUAUGUAUGAAUGUUGUUAAAAAACAAUAGCAAUUGGAAAAAAAUACAAUUUAAAAAAUUUCACCAAUUUCGUAUUUUUAAAAUAUUUAUUUUAUAAAAUUUUAUGAUGUCCAGUUUUCAUUCUUCAUUUAAUGACGAUGAUUUCGAAAACUCCGCUACAAAUUAUGCUUUGAGUCAAAACUAUGAUCAUGACAUUGAUUAUAAUGAUAGUACCGCUGUUCAAGGAACGAAUACUUCUAGCCCUCAAGAAGAAAAUGAGGAUGAAAAUAGCGCAGGAGAAACAAAAAAGAAAAAAGCUAAAGAUCCAAAUGAACCAGUAAAGCCUGUUUCAGCAUAUGCUGCUUUUUUCAGGGAUACACAAAUAGCAAUUAAAAGUCAAAAUCCUAAUGCUUCGUUCGAAGAGAUUUCUAAAAUUGUCGCAUCAAUGUGGGAAGCUCUUGAUGUAGAACACAAAAAUGUUUACAAAAAAAAUGCCGAAAUAGCAAAAAAAGAAUACUUAAGAGCGUUAUCCGAAUAUCGGGCGAACAAUUCUAGAAUAAAUGAUACAACAACAGAAGAAACCGGUACGAACUCGUUUGCAACUGUGAACCCAAAUAAAAAACAAUUACCGAUUGCUAGCAAACCAGCAGUUUUUACUAUAUCAACCAAUGAUGAUAAUUCUCUAAGUCAAAUGAAUUCUCCUUCAGGAGUUAAUAGAGCAGAAUCACCAGAGGCAAAUACUAUAAACGAGGAUACAUCGGUACAAAAAUGUAUUCGAGAUGGUUGUACGAAUAAGGCUGUUGUCAAUCCAGACUGGGAAGAUGAAUACUGUUGUAAUGAAUGUGCAGUUAGACAUUGUAGAAAUGUUUUUAAUAAUUGGGUUAAAACAAAUAAAGAUCCACCUGUAGAAGAAUUAGUUUCUUAGAUGAUAUGUACAUAAAUAAUGUAUAUAAAAUAUUUUUUUUAAUAUUAAGUCAGAAUAAAAAUUUCUGUUUUGUUUUAAAGUAUGAAAAAUAUUUUCCCAAAUUAAAUUGAAUUCGAAACAAUUUCUUAAGAAAAAAGAUUAAAUUAAUUUCCUCAUAUUCAGAACGAGAAAAUCCAGUUAAUUUCAAUAAUUUUGUUUUAUUUUUUUCUUAAAUAUGUAGAUAAACAGAAUACAGAAUAUUCAAUUUAUGGAAAAGCAUUGUAUAUUUAAGGGCUCAAAUUAUAGACACCACGGUAAUCAAAUAAAAACUUGUUUUUUUUUUUGUUUUAAAUAAUUAAAUUUACAUUGGCCGAAUAUUCCUUUUAGGAAAAAACAAAUUUUGUUCAACAAGUAUUUCAAAUAUAAAAGCAUUUAGAUUUCAGCAUUUUAAAUAAAGCGUUGAUUACAAGCCAUUCACAGUUUUUAUUACUUUAUGUUGCACAAAGGUGUUACGAUGUCAUACCUACUAUACAAUCGUUAUUGUGCAUUAUUUUGCAAAACAGUUAAACA
Molecule: messenger RNA, 1454 nt
Organism: Condylostylus longicornis
Lineage: Eukaryota; Metazoa; Arthropoda; Insecta; Diptera; Dolichopodidae
Product: TOX high mobility group box family member 4
Exons: 2
Coding region: 105-905 (266 amino acids)
Biological process (GO): regulation of transcription by RNA polymerase II
Cellular component (GO): nucleus
Molecular function (GO): chromatin DNA binding
Source: RefSeq, a predicted model, not a curated record